This is a messenger RNA of Rosa chinensis, 1014 nucleotides long. RefSeq names its product stress-related protein. The transcript is spliced from 3 exons. The record is from RefSeq and is a predicted model, not a curated record. The coding region runs from base 183 to 866 and encodes 227 amino acids. Lineage: Eukaryota; Viridiplantae; Streptophyta; Magnoliopsida; Rosales; Rosaceae.
AAAAAACGACCCAACGCGCCCGGUUCACACCGCCUUUAUCGCUUGCAGAGGAAGAAAAUUCUUCGUUCUUAAGAAACCGCUCGGACUCUUUCCCCUAUAAAACCCUCGUCGUCCUCCUCAUCAAAGUCAACAAAAUCUGAAAGUCAAAUUCAACCCAACAGCAAAAAGAAGCGAUUUUGAUCAUGGCCCAACAAGAUUCAAGCGUGAAGGAACCACAGAUGGGUGAGAAUAAGGAGGAGCAGAGUCUCAAGUAUUUGGGAUUUGUUCAAAACGCCGCCGUUGCGUCCGGGGUUUGCGUCACGAAAGUGUACGGUUAUGCGAAGGAGAGGUCUGGUCCUUUGAAGAAUGGGGUUGAGUGUGUGGAGGGGAAGGUGAAGACUGUUGUUGGACCGGUUUAUGUGAAGUACCAGGAAGCCCCGGCCCAAAUUCUCACCUUUGUUGAUCGCAAGGUUGAUGAAUCUGUGACCAAGGCUGCCAAGCUAGAUGUGCGUCCAGUGAUCAGGCAGGCCUCAUCCAAAGCCUUAUCGGUUGCUCAAAAGGCACCAGAGACGGCUUGUACAGCUGCCAAAUCUGUCUACACCAAGUAUGAACCAAAAGCUGAGGAAUGCGCUGCUUCUGCGUGGCGAAAGCUGAAUGAACUCCCCGUCUUCCCAAAGGUGGCUGGGGUAGUUGUACCAGCUGCGGCAUAUUGUUCUGAGAAGUACAAUGAGACUGUGCAACACACCGCCGAGAAGGGGUACAGGGUUGCCUCGUACAUGCCUUUGGUUCCCACAGAGAGAAUUGCCAAGGUCUUCGGAGAGAAGGUGCCUGAACCAGAGCCAUUGAUCGCAGCAACUCAUGGGGAGACUGAUAUUGCUGUUCAAUAAGGAUUUGUGUGUUUAUAUAUUUUUUUUGAUGUUAAAAUACUGGAUUUGUCGCUGGAAAUAAUUAACAGAAAACAAUAUAUGUAAGAAUUGGGCAUAGCUUUUCAGCAUGCAUGAAUGUUAUAUAUACAUUUUUUGUUUCUCCGAUCUA